CAAAGCAGCAGCUUCCUCUUAGAAUUCCAGGUUCUUGAUAUUUUCAACGUCUGUUCUUAAUUCUAAAACUGUUUAUGUUUAAAUACUGUCUCAUAUCAGAACUGUGUUGCACAAGGUAGAAACUUUUUUUGGGGGGUGGGGGCAAAUCUUUUAUUUUUUUUUUUGUCUUGAUUGUCAUAGUAAACAAAUGGUACUAAAUCAUGCAGCUUUCGCUUCGACGGUAUCAAGAUUAGCGACAAUUGCCGAAUGACAGAUCAUGGUGAUGGAGGCAAAGGAUGGAUUGAGGAUUAAUUUAAUCUAAACACACACAUAGUCGUCAGUAUCUUCUGAGAAGGAGACAGGUCCUGCUUCCAAGCCCAGACCCACGUGCCUCAAACUUGUGUUGAUCUAAAAGGGGGCUUGUUUGCAGUGUCUCCAGGUAACAACAGAUGAGAGUGAAAAUAGCAAGAAAUAACAAGCGGUUUAUGGUGGAGCUAAUGGGACUUUACAACUGUUUUUUGCAACUAAAAACAUUAUUCAAUAUUGUGUGUUUGGUGAAGACUUUCAACAACAGCCUGAAGCAUAUGCCUUCUCCUCUGGUUUUUGUGUGGGGAACACACACAGCAUGAAUUCUUACAGCUAAUCUCGCAGCACUUCUAAGUCAUGCCCUACCUUGCGGACACUACUAAUUUACAAUUUGCCAGUUUUUGGUUAGGUACAGUGGGAUGGAUCUUGGUAGCAGUAGCAGCCGGACUCGUAGAGUGGAGAAUAUGGUACGUGGCAGACCGAACCAUCAUAACCGCUGGGGUGGCCUGGGUUGGCAUUUGGCAGACUUGUUUCUUCAGUGACCGGCUGGUGUCUCCUGGGUUGCAGUUGAUGUACUGUCAGCAUAUCAGCAUGUUCGACACCUUUGCCCCAGUGGAAAUAUAUGUCUCUCAAGUUCUCAUGGUGCUGGGCAUACUCGCCGGAGCUUUCGGAAAAGCUGUUUCUGUUUACACUUUUAGAAACAUUUUCUUCAGAUUGAAUGAGGCCAGAUCCCUAAGGAUUACUUUUUCAUUUGGCGGGGCUCUGUAUAUUUUCUCUAGUGUGUGUGUUGUAAUUUCUGUUGGCUGGAAUAUGAACUCUGUGCUGAGAAACCACACAAUAGACUUCCCAGCCAACUUUUACAUGCCCUCUUCUCCCUCAACCCAAGAGGUUGGCUCUGCUAUUUAUGUUGGAAUCUCAGCUGCUAUUCUGCUGAUGUUCAGUGGGAUUGUGUUUCUCUGCUACACGUUUCCAGAAAGACAUGGUCCCAAAAUCCGUCUAGGGGAUCGCUUAGAGUCCAUCAGUGUGAGUUCAUUUAACACUUCCCACUCCAGAUAUACUCCGUCCGCAGUUAGUCGUGAUGAUCAAAGCUCUCAUGAACAUGCCAUGGACAAUCCAGCUUUUCAGUCCCAUGAGAAUAUAUCAGUUUUUUAGGGCAGAAUGAGGUCUAUGCACUGCAUUUCAGUAGUCAUGCACUGCACUAAUCAUGCAACUAGCGUACUAUAACGUACUUUUAAAAUAUACAUCAAUAAAUGCAAAACACACAAAAAAAUUCUGGUGUUGAUAUAGUUGGGCCCUUGAGUUAAUAAUAUAAAUGCCAAAAAUCGAGAGCCCUGAUUUAAUAUUUUAAACACUUGUCAGUACAUUUUUUUCCUAAUCUGUGUUUUUCAGUUGCUAUCUGUCCCUUCUCAAUAGAUUUGUCAAUAAAAAAUGGUGUUAGAAUUUCUGUCAUUCCAAGGCAGCCAGGAAAACUGCUUCCAGUUCAGGGGCCUUCUUGAAAACUAAGACAAGACACAUAGAGACUGUGAGACACUACAGAAAUUCAAACACCACCCUGAGCAAAUCAAAGCAGCUUAUUGUAAAAUUAAGGAGAUGUUUCAAGUUCAACUGUCUUCCAAAUCUGUUUCUUUGUAAAUGUCAAGAAUGUAUUCUAGUUUUGAUGCAUCCUUGUUACAUAUGUAAUUAUACACCUAUAUGUUUACAAUUUUCAAGAACAUUAAUGAGUUUUCAUGGAGAGCAGAACAGUGGGCUUUGAAACCUCCACUCUGUGGUGUAGCUUUGACAUUAAAAUCAACUUUUAAAAAAUUGAUUUAACUUACUAACUUAAUUUAUUUUUGUGAAAGAUCAGUAAUCUAUGCUGUCUUGGAUUUGGAAUUCACUUCUGUCAGAAAGACUAUCUUGCAAAUCUUGAUUGAAACCAACUUCUGAAAUGCAGAUGCUGCAUUUAUGUAUCAUAAAAUACAUCCCACCAAUGCAAAUGUUUAAAUGACUCUUAUAUGAUGCACACUAUUAUUCAUUGCUGUUUUUUUUUUUCUUUUUUAACCACACACCUUUAGUGUUAUACAGUAAUAGGCUUAUUUGGUUUGAUCUGAAGGAUUAGCAGUGUUUUGCCAAAAGUCUGUGUGUUAUAAGCAGUGCCGCCCACCGAUGGGCUGGCAACCUGGGCCCGGAUUGGACGAUUUAUUUUUUUACAGCUGAGAGAAAAACAUUAAUGCCCUGGGAGGCUGACUUAAAAACUUGUCCCAGGCUUGAAACAUUUCUGUGGGCAGCACUGGCUAUAAAUCAGUAAUUUGUGGGUCUUUGGACACUGUACUUUGCGCUGAGAUUAUUAUUAUUAUUAUUUAUUUCUUAGCAGACGCCCUUAUCCAGGGCGACUUACAAUUGUUACAAGAUAUCACAUUAUUUUUACAUACAAUUACAUUAUUUAUUUUUUUACACAUUAUUUUUUACAUACAAUUGCCCAUUUAUACAGUUGGGUUUUUACUGGAGCAAUCUAGGUAAAGUACCUUGCUCAAGGGUACAGCAACAGUGACCCCAACCGGGGAUUGAGCCCACGACCCUAUGGUCAAGAGUCCAGAGCCCCUAACCACUACUCCACACUGCUGCAGAUGUAGAUUACACAAUGUAGAUUACACUUAAUGAAGACCUGGUUCACAAAUGUUCUUUCCACCAGUUGAUUUUGAACACUCCAUCGUUAAUGUAGUACUUCACAUGUUUGCAAUAAAGGUACUAUCAAAAUGUAUGAUUACCAAUAUUUUAGACUAUUUUUUAACGGCAAUAAAACUGCGUAGAAAUGAAUCACCAAAACUGAAAAAAUAGGAAUUACAAAAGGAAUACUGUUUAAUCUUCCUUAAUAUAAGCACAAGCAUUAGCCUAUGCACAAUACGCAGAGAAACUUUCAGAUUGUCAGGAGACGCUUUCUCAUUAUCAUUAAUUGAUACUGAAAAACAUAUCAUUGAUUGGUACUGAAAAACUACAUAGACAAGGCAGGAAAUAUCAUCAUACAAUUAACAUGUUUUAAACCAGUUCUUUUCUGUUUUAAGUGAUACCUUUCGGCUUAAAACAUGUUAAAAAGGAAAUUUGGAGAUAAAACUAUUUGGAGAAACUUAAAGGGAUCGACCCCACCCCCAGCCCCCCAGUAAUUCCAGCCCUGACAUUUGCCUCUUUUGCUGAAGGAAAAACACAUGUUUUUAUCAAUGUGUUGUUUUUGUUCUAUAAACUAAUAGCUGUGAUAAAGUAAAAUACUCAUAAAAUACCUUGUAUAGAUAUCACACGUAUGCAACAGAUAACAUUCAUCUUAAAUAUGAGUACUCCAUAUUCUCUAUUUUUUUUACAAACUUUGCAGGAUAAAAUAUACUUCUUCUAUAACACAUUUAACACAGAAAUAAAAAUAAGGGAUCACUAAAUUAAAAAGAGAUUUAUCCUGCCUCUAAGUCAUCUUAUUUAGCUAAUUUUUAAUGAAGAAAGGUAAAAUUGUUUUAAACUAUUUUUGUAUCACAUACAGUACUCAAUGUACAUUUUUUUAAAUAAAUUAAAUUAGCACCGGGGGACCUGAAACUAUUGUAUUUCAUUAUUGAUAAAAACAACAUAAAAUGCAUACUUAAAGAAAUACAAAAAAUUCUGAAACUUGUAAAAUAUUUUUACAACAUGAAUUUCACUAGUUCACAAAUUAUUUUUAUAUGUUUCUUAGAGGGUUACCUGUGGUGAACUGAAAGUGAAUAUAGACUUAUUUCAAUAGAAAAUAUGUUUUCAAAUACAUUUGUCAUAUUUUACAGCCCCUCCUAUUGUUGUGAUGGGCUAUUUUGAUGAAUAAAGUGUUCAAACCACGACACGCUCCAGCGCACUGCAUUGUAAAUGCGUUUUACUGUAUUUAAUCCUGUACUUUAGAGUACUGUAAUCUGUCACAAGUGUUAUUUAAUCUGUAGUAUUUUGUAUUUAAUUAUAUCCUGAUGUAACUAUCACUGACACUGUUAUCUGCUCCGUUACUGAAUCAUAUUUUGUCAUAUACUUGUACUUGCUAGAACCAAAGUCAUUGUAUUUUAUCUUGCUCUUAAUUGUAUUAAUACUUGUACUGUGAUUCUUGAAAUGUAUUUUUGUUUACGACUGUAAGUCGCCCGGGAUAACGGUGUCUGCUAAGAAAUAAAUAAUAAUAAUAAUAAUAAUAAUAAUAAACAUGACAGCGUUGAUUUCAGCAAUCGCCUAUAGCUAACAUGAAGCAAAGUCGUUUGCACGCAGAUAUACAAAUAUCAUGGAUGAAGGAAAUAAUUCCAACACAAUACAAUGGUACCUGUAUGAGCCAUUAUUGUUACAGUAGUCUAACCUCUUCGGGCAGCGAGAGUGAUGAUUCAGACGAGGAUAGCUGCCAGUUUUAGCAGCAUGGAUAAACCCACCUGCAAUUCUCUGUGAUUGGUUGCAAAUAUGAAAGUUGACUGUUCAGUAAUGCUCCAGAUUUGCAUGGCGCUGUACGGCUGUUUUUUAAUGCUACUGGUUGUCCAACCUUCCCUUCAGUCACAUCAAGUGUCUUUGUACUGUAAUAAGUUAGAUAUGGUAGUAACACAGCAGCCUGCAUGAAAAUACAAUAUUCGGUUCUGGGGACACUGGGACCAGUGUUUCAAAUGUGGGACUGUCCCGUCCAAAACGGGACGUCUGGUCACCUUACAUUAUCACCCCCUGCCCUUCUUUCCAUCACAUGCCUGCCUGUGAUAGAGAGAGAAAGGAUCGAUCCUGAUUAGAAAGGGCGCUGUGUAAGGGGGAAGGUAAGCUGCCUCCUAGAUCUGCCACCUCGAUGGUAGGUGGAAACCGGUAGGUAACCAUAUUAGGAGGGGCACGUAGCUGCAAGUACUCAGGACGAUUCCAUUGCAGUCAGCUGCGGGGCAGCCCUCUAUUGGAGAAACCAGGCGACGCGUUGAUUGCAGGGAGGAGUUUUCUGGGUACAAAGGGGAAGCAGCUAUGUCAGUACCUCCCCUUGCGCUGAGACAAUAAUUGACCGGCCGGAGCUGGUGUAUGUUUGUUUGUUUUGUUACGUGUUUUUGUGUUUUCGUAGAGGAGCAGGAGGACAGGAGGCUGUCGCUACAGAGCCAGCACUAACCCCAGAGCACGCCCCUCAUCGCACAGCACAACACAGCACAGCGCACGCACCACAGUCCCCUUUGGAAAGAGCACAGUUUUGUGCACGGAGGAUUGUGGUUAAGGAGUGUCUUUUUGUUUGUUAUUUUUGGAACGUGGACCUUGUUUUGUUUUGCCCCGAUUACCAUCGCUGGUAUCGGGGUGUAUUAUUUUUCUGUUUGGAUUAUUUUUGUGAAUAUUUCUGUUUUGUUUGGAUUAUUAAAUUACUUGUUUUGGGAGAAUAUGUUUGGACAUUUGCAGUCUUUUGCACCACAUCAUUCAUCCUGUCACACUGCCGCAGUUGUGUUUGCCAGGAGAAGGGAGCUGAUGAUGUGCGCAGACUGGCAGUGGCAGGCACGUGGUGGGGAGUGUUCCAUUGUUGAGUACUUAGAGUUGUUACAGAGUCAAAGGGUUAAUUGUUGCCAAAUGCAGUACAGUAGCGCAAAUAGAGCAGCGCUUUACUUACACUUAGAUCAGCAUUGUGC
This is a messenger RNA of Acipenser ruthenus (sterlet), 5873 nucleotides long. RefSeq names its product claudin-34-like. The record is from RefSeq and is a predicted model, not a curated record. Gene Ontology annotation, cellular component: plasma membrane; bicellular tight junction. Gene Ontology annotation, molecular function: structural molecule activity. The coding region runs from base 643 to 1437 and encodes 264 amino acids. Gene Ontology annotation, biological process: cell adhesion; bicellular tight junction assembly. The transcript is spliced from 2 exons. Lineage: Eukaryota; Metazoa; Chordata; Actinopteri; Acipenseriformes; Acipenseridae.